Molecule: messenger RNA, 321 nt
Organism: Lathyrus sativus (Indian pea)
Lineage: Eukaryota; Viridiplantae; Streptophyta; Magnoliopsida; Fabales; Fabaceae
Source: the annotation of a GenBank genome assembly
AUGAGUGGAAGCCAUCAUAUUGCAUAUUCCCAAAGUUGCUUGAAGAUAGGUCAUGAAUGUGAUCUGAAGAAGAACCCUGAAAAGAGUAUACCUCAAGACAAACAAAAUAAAGAAACUACUAAGGACAUCGAUGAUGUGAGGACCCCUACCCCAGAAAAAUCAGAUGCAGACUGGACCCAUAUCACUACAGCAAGUAAAGUGCAAAGAAGCAGGAAAGGUAUGACUCCUACACAUAAAAUUGCAUUGGUCGAUUUUCAAAACUCACUUACUCCCCUAAGGAUUGGAGAUUUUUCUAAGGGAGAAAACCAUCUUGACCCAUGA